AUGGCUACCACCAGACCCAACUUUGACCCGGAGCUGGCGCCUUUCCACGAUGCAUACCCCCUCCCGGCCAUACUGGCGUUGGAACUACUUCCAGCCAUCAGACCUCAACUCGAUGCGGCAUAUACGGCCGAGUCUGCCCUUGGCGAUCACCCCUUCACCCACCAGGUCGAGUAUGCCGAGGACAGCGACGGCCACAAGGUGCCACUGGCUGUCUUCACUCCCAAGUCAGCGACAGACAAGGCUGGCAGCCGUCCGUGCAUCUACUUCAUUCACGCCGGGGGGCUAAUCCUGAGCAACCGCUACUGCGGCGUGGGCGAGGUCCUGGGUGUCGCCGAGGAGAUCAACGCCACAGUGGUGAGCAUCGAGUACCGUCUCGUUCCAGAACAUCCAGCGCCGGCAGCCCUGAAUGAUUCCUUCCAGGGUCUGAUCUGGGUUCAUGAGAACACUCCCAAGCUAGGGGUCGACCCCGCAAACAUCGUCGUCUGGGGCUCUAGCGCAGGAGGUGGCCUUGCCGCCGCCAUCACGCUUUUGACUCGCGACCGCAAGUCCCAGGUCAAGCCCAAGGGCCUGCUCCUCAACACCCCCAUGCUCGAGGACAAGAUCGAUGAAGCUGAGCAGAAGGUUUUCAGCGGCGACGCGGCCAAGAUCUGGUCCGCCGAGUCGAACGCCAUCGGGUGGAAGGCGUAUCUCGGCGACGAUGCGGCCAACAGGGUGAACCCUUACUAUGUGCCGGCCCGGGCGACUGACCUGUCGGGCUUGCCCCCUACGUUUCUGGAUGUUGGCACCGCAGAGCUGUUCAGGAAGCCUGUCGUCAGAUUUGCCGAGAAGAUUUGGGAGAGUGCCGGGGAUGUAGAGCUUCAUGUUUGGCCUGGGGCCUUCCAUUCCUCUGACUUUGUGGUGCCUGACGCUGCGGUCUCGAAGAAGUCUUCGGCCGCAAGGAAGGCCUUUAUCCAUAAGAUUCUGUCCUCUUAG
This is a messenger RNA of Clonostachys rhizophaga, 972 nucleotides long. The record is from the annotation of a GenBank genome assembly. Lineage: Eukaryota; Fungi; Ascomycota; Sordariomycetes; Hypocreales; Bionectriaceae.